Molecule: messenger RNA, 790 nt
Organism: Aureobasidium musti
Lineage: Eukaryota; Fungi; Ascomycota; Dothideomycetes; Dothideales; Saccotheciaceae
Source: the annotation of a GenBank genome assembly
GACGAGUUCAAGAAUGCCCAAGGGGAAACGAUCCGCUCGAGCCUCGUGGCUUUUCCGCAACAAACCAGCUGUAGCCUCAGCCAACGAUACCUUUGGUCGCUUCAAUAUCUCAAUCAACCACGAUGAGUCCAAAUCGGAAGGCUCUAUUGUCAUCCAACAUGCUGUGCACCUCGAGGGCUUCUCCUCCGAACAGACUCUUGACCUCGUCGUGCGACCCGAAAGCAUAGUCGCAUGUGAACUGUACCUUGACAAUCAGAACCAUAGACUGCCUCCUGAAGUGCUCAACUUGAUGCCUACGAACCGUAACAACAUAUUGAGUCUGUCGUUGACGAUGCAUACCCCUGGUACUGUCAUAUGCCCCACAGCGUCUCUUCCCUUGUCAUUCGUAUCGACCAGUUUUGGACAGCAAUUCGCUGCGUUUUCUCACCUGUGUCGGACAACACAGCUUCGAAUAUAUCUGGGCAGAGAUCAACUUCAAUCGGAACACCGCGCGCGCCUCGAGCGCUUCGCUUCUGCUAUCACCCAGCGCAGACUCCGAGCCAAUCCGAUCGACCUUCGAAGCCUCGGUGGUGGUGGUGGAAAGCAAGAGACAAUAUGGGACUAUAUACAUCUACCGCCAGCGGAGGAACAACAGGCAGACCUCGGUGCCUCAAGGAAACGAUGCCGUGUUGGGGAGCCGUCUACAAAGAUACAAAAAUUCUUCUGGGAUAUGGUGCCACCAGGUUCACCCACUGAAGUAAACACACCAAGUUCACGACAUGUCACUCCUACUCUCACCACCGCCAACACC